CCCUCUCCAUUGUGCUAGCAGCCAGCCAGUUCCCCAGUUCUUCCCUAGUAAGUGAGAAAUGAGGGAUACCGUGAACUCCCAGUACAAUUCCUUUCUUUACUGGAGGAUGCCCAUUCCGGAACUGGACCUGUCCGAGCUGGAAUGCCUGGAGCUGACCGACAGGGCCCUCUACAAGCCGAAGGGGAGCUAUGGCAACCUGACUGCAGACCGGAAGAAGCAGGGCCGGGACGUCUUUGAAGGGGAUGGCGACAAAGACACCCUCCUCCCGUUCAAUAGCUUCAACUUCUGGAGGGCUCCUAUAGCCAGUAUUACCGCUUUAGAUUUUGACCUUCUCUGA
Molecule: messenger RNA, 337 nt
Organism: Euleptes europaea (tarantolino)
Lineage: Eukaryota; Metazoa; Chordata; Lepidosauria; Squamata; Sphaerodactylidae
Gene: MLLT11
Product: MLLT11 transcription factor 7 cofactor
Exons: 2
Coding region: 59-337 (92 amino acids)
Biological process (GO): apoptotic signaling pathway; positive regulation of mitochondrial depolarization; positive regulation of DNA-templated transcription
Cellular component (GO): nucleoplasm; cytosol
Source: RefSeq, a predicted model, not a curated record